[Torrubiella] hemipterigena is the source of this 1521-nucleotide messenger RNA. The record is from the annotation of a GenBank genome assembly. Lineage: Eukaryota; Fungi; Ascomycota; Sordariomycetes; Hypocreales; Clavicipitaceae.
GUCCGCCCGACAAUGGCUAACUUGGCAUGCAGGAACCUAGACGUAUUUUCGUACUCACCAUACACCACGAUAUCCAAAAUACCUCACUAUACAGUAUGCCUAUUAAUAUUCUUAUCGUUGGUGCUGGCAUCGGUGGAAUAGCGCUGGCUAUUCUCCUUCAAAAAAGCGACCCACGACAUAGAAUAACGAUUGUCGAACGUCAUGCCUCGCUCCGCGCUUCAGGCCAACAAAUCGAUAUUAAGAAUCAAGCCGUCGAUAUCCUAAAGAAAUUGGAGCUGUUAGAAGCCAUCAAAGCCCGCUGCGUUUCUGAAACCGGGUUGGAAGUGUUGAGCGCUACAGGAAAACCCAUAGCAGAGUUUGGCAUUAGCCCAGCCGGCGAACAGCGUCUGACUCUAACCUCCGAGUAUGAGAUUAUGCGAGGGGAUAUAAUUAACGUUCUAUACACAGCCAGCUGUGAACAAAAUGCCCGAAUCCAGGAAAGUCCUGAAGAGCAUGGUGGAUUUCUGCGGUAUGAAUUUGACAAUACCAUCACCGGCCUCACCCAAGACAACGCGAGUGUCGGCGUAACAUUCGCCAAAGGUAUGGAUCGCUCCUACGAUCUCGUCAUCGGGGCAGAUGGUCAAGGGUCAGCGACGCGUCGGCUAGCAUUUGGCCCGGAUAUUCGGUUCAAAACCUGCAUGCCACUUGGGGUUCACGCUGCAUAUUACAGCAUCCCAUCAGAAGCAGGCGAUGGUACCCUGGCACGCACAUACAGUGCUACUAAGAGCCGAAUGAUUUUCACAAGAUCCAGCAAUCGACCUGUCACACAAGUGCUUCUAUUUACGAUGCAGGGCACGGCAAAACUACAAGACAUAUACAAAGAGCCUAUGGAAGCUCAGAAGAAGGCGUUUGCAGACGUUUUCCGAGGGGCAGGUUGGAAUAUGAAGCGGCUUCUUGACGGCUUGGAGAAGUCCAAUGACUUUUAUGCAAACGAUUUGGUUCAAAUCAAGAUGGAUAAGCUAUAUACUGGCAGAGUUGCCUUGCUGGGGGAUGCUGGGCACUGCCCAAGCCCGUUUACUGGUAUGGGCACUGCAGGAGCCAUUAUUGGAGCGUACGUCUUGGCCGGCGAGCUGGCUCGGCAUACCAACAGCAGUGACAGCCACGAUAUAUCCAAGGCCCUUUAUUCGUACGAUUCGAAUAUGCGAAAACCGAUACAGCAGUGUCAAAAGCUAUCCCCCGUCCCGCUUCGUCUUUUGUUUCCCUCUACAAGGCUAGGGGUGUGGAUGCUACAAAACGUUGCGUGGUUCAUGUCCAAGGUUGCGCCGGCCAUCCAGAAUGGGUCUGGGAGUGAUCAAGGUGAUGGCAAAGGCAACAGCAGCUCAUGGGAUCUCCCUGAUUAUCCCGAGCUUCUGCUGAAAGACCACUUGUAGGCUUGAAAACGCGUGCAUUGCAACACGCCUAUAGGACUACCUAGACGCCAGAGGCUGUGUAGAAGAUGGGGAAAAUUUGUAAAAUAGUACUUAAAUAGAACAAAUAUAUCGC